This is a messenger RNA of Passer montanus (Eurasian tree sparrow), 555 nucleotides long. RefSeq names its product cyclin I family member 2 (gene CCNI2). The coding region runs from base 1 to 555 and encodes 184 amino acids. The record is from RefSeq and is a predicted model, not a curated record. Gene Ontology annotation, cellular component: cyclin-dependent protein kinase holoenzyme complex; nucleus; cytoplasm. Gene Ontology annotation, molecular function: cyclin-dependent protein serine/threonine kinase regulator activity. The transcript has 5 exons. Gene Ontology annotation, biological process: mitotic cell cycle phase transition; regulation of cyclin-dependent protein serine/threonine kinase activity. Lineage: Eukaryota; Metazoa; Chordata; Aves; Passeriformes; Passeridae.
AUGACUUGCCUUUUUUUUUUUUUUUUUUUUUUUUUUCUGGAAAAUGCCUUAGCCAGAGAGGCCAGGAUUUGGAAAGUGCCAGUUUUCCAGAACCUCACCGUGAAGGCCCAAUUAAAAUAUCUGCAGUGCAUUGCAAUUUCCUGCCUUGUCCUUGCAGCAAAAACCAAUGAAGAUGAGGUAAUACCAUCAGUGCAGACGCUAGCGGUGCGGAGCAGAUGUAAACACUCUCCAGCCGAGUUCUUGAGAAUGGAAAGAAUUCUACUGGAUAAGCUUCACUGGGAUCUUUACACAGAAACACCAAUGGAUUUCUUAAACAUUUUCCAUGCCAUGGUGAUGUCCAGCUGGCCCCAUCUCCCACCCAGACUGCCUCAGAGGAAUCCUUCCCUCCACGUUGCACUCUUGACCAAGCAGCUGCAGCACUGUAUGGCCUGCCACCAACUUGUGCAGUUUAAGGGCUCCACGUGGGCUUUGGUGAUCAUCACCUUGGAGCUGGAGAGGCAGACUCCUGGUUGGCUUCCUGUUAUUACUGAUCUGCUAAAAAAAGCACAGCUGUGA